Messenger RNA from Aplysia californica (California sea hare), 4340 nucleotides. RefSeq lists its product as uncharacterized. Gene Ontology annotation, molecular function: G protein-coupled receptor activity. The transcript has 4 exons. NCBI's taxonomy places the organism in Eukaryota, Metazoa, Mollusca, Gastropoda, Aplysiida, Aplysiidae. Gene Ontology annotation, cellular component: membrane. The coding region runs from base 880 to 3723 and encodes 947 amino acids. The record is from RefSeq and is a predicted model, not a curated record. Gene Ontology annotation, biological process: G protein-coupled receptor signaling pathway.
UUCAUAUGUGUUCUGUCUUCGAAAAGUACGGGGAGGGGAAGGCGACAGGAUCGAGUUGAGAUCACAAAUCAGAUCUGCAAAAAAAAUGCAUUUUGCCAAUGUGCACACUGUAAAGAAGUAUCCGUGUUUAUCCGCUUGUGUGUGAUCUGUUGUUUAGACCGUGUGUGCCGGAUAUAAUGAACAUCAUUGUUUCAGAAACAUUUAACACUUGAAGAGUGGAAAUGAAGCUGUGCGCUUAGCCUUUUGGUGUCCAUUUUGUUCUAUUCCCGUCCCGAAAUUUGAUGAGAUCUGUCCAGGAAGUUUUAUCGCUGGGUAAAAGCGAGCCCAUUUCUCCUGUGGCCAUUGUCGUGGCGUUUUUAGACCAGAACUAUUGUUCGAGCUUGUGUAAAGAAGUUUUGUUUCCUCAAGUAUGUUUUAAAACAUAAGCGUAACUAUUUUCAGUGUUAGCGGACGCUUGUGUUUGUGUAUAACUUUUCAUAUUACAGCUCUGAAUCUGACAUCCCUACCAGCAUAAAACGUCGAGAUAUAUAACCGCCCUGUUGUGAACUGCUUGGUCACUGAGAUGAGAAAACGUUCAAGUGUUUUAUGUAGACAGAGUAGAGCCUUGUAUGGGGACGACUGAGAAAACGUGUUAAAGCAGCUGCGCAUUAUUCCUGGUGAGACAGUUGUUGAUGUUAUUCCCCCACCCCAGCCCCCGAGAUACUGUUUUAAAAGCCAUGACAAAAACCUAUCAGCGCCAACCACAAGCGCAGAAAUGACAGGAGAGACAGUGUUGUUCAAGUGAGACAAAUUCUGUGUUCUGAAAUAGACCUGCAAUUACGAUUGAAUGAUAAACAGUUUGUUUUAUUAUUCAGAGUCCGGUGAAAAGCCUCGUGCGCUAUGGACCUGUUUUCUCUCUCUAGUCCUUCACAGGAUUUCACAACGGAAGAGUUUCAGGACCUCAGCGGAGACGGUUCGGGUGAUAUCUUCAACGCAGUUACAACCUUGUCGUCGUCACCGUCCUUAUCGUUUCCUUCUCUCUCAGUCGUGCCCACCAACCCGAGGGUGUUUUUGGAUGUUCCUACAGUCGACACUGGCGCCCUGUUCUCGGAAUCGGACGAAAAACCUUUUUCAACUAAAAACGUCGACGUGAAUUGGACAGCUCUGGCGAACACGUCAUCGAUGGAGAACGAGACUUUUGCCAACAACACCACAAUUAUGACCACAGAUAUUUCUCAAUUAGAACGACAGCUCUACCUACAGCAGCUUCAGCAAGAGACGACGUUACAGAUGAUACCUGCGAUGACGUUCCUCAUCAUCCUCGCUGUCGUCGGAAUUAUUGGCAACGCUCUGGUUCUGGCCGUGUACUCCAGGAAGUUCCAGAGAACGUCCACCCGGAUUUUCAUAAUGUCCAUCGCCGGGUUUGACCUCGUGACGAACGUGAUAGUUACCCCAGCUGAAAUCUUCGACAUGUUUUACAUUUGGGAUUUCAACCAGCCCAUCGUCUGUAGGAUCCGCCUCUUCUUCAACGCGUUCACGACAAUGUCAGCGGCCAUGAUACUGCUCGCUGUGGGUGUCACCAGAUACCGAAAGAUCUGUGUUCCGUUCGGUCGUCAAGUAUCUCUGAAGCAGGCCAAGAUUACCAGUGUCAUCAUCGCUGGCUUGGGUCUCCUGUUUGCGGUGCCUUAUGGGAUCAUCAACGGCCGCCAAACAAAACCGACCCCGCGGCCUGGUAUCUUCGGUUACGAAUGCACCAUCGACGACAGCUACGUCAACACAAUAUGGCCGAUGGUCAACUCUGGGUUUUUUCUCCUCCUCUUCUUCGUGAACGUGAUCCCCCUGGUCGUCCUGUACAUUCUCAUCGGCAUUCAGGCCUGGAAACAUAGCAAGCAGUACGGAGUCACAACGGCGGCGGCCGCCUCGUCAUCGUACCCAAACAACACGAACUCAGACUCGACUAAUACCGGCGGAGGGGUGUCAGGGUCUUCCAACCAUGACAAUGACGUCAAGGCACUGCAGACGACUUCCGGAGCGUCCGAGGGUUCGAGAGUACGUGGGGAUGUGGUGGGAGGAGAUAGUGGUUCAAGCCAUGUACGAAAGGAUGAUGGGAGUGGAGAUAAUGGCGAUGGGCAGAGAGGAAAUGAUGUUGUUGGGAAAGGUGAGGACGAGAAAGAGACAAAAGAAGAUAGGGAUAUCGCGAAUGGCGGUGUGUCGACCAGUAACAACAACAAAGAUGUUAGUGUCAAGAUGAUCAGAGCCCCCGCGGGAGAUCGUAUACACUUCAAUAUCAACAUGGUGCAGGAACUUACCAAGAAGCUGAAAGCCGUGAAAAAUGAAAGGGAGAGAGAGGAGGAGAGCGAGAGAGACUUCCGAGAGGAGAGAGAGAACGAAGUAGAAGAAAGUAAACAAAGCAAUGGAGAGGAGAAGGAGAGUUCAAAGAAACAGAAUUAUGGUGUAUCAACAGUUGUUGACGCGAAAGACGUGGCAUUGGUUACAAACGCAGAUAUCGACAAGUCGGCUCUAAAAGACAACAGCACUAACCCGAUGAACGAAACCACAGCGUGUAGAGAACAGGAAGGCGCUAGAGAAGAAGACCGAGAUGCUGAGCGGAUUGUGGCCACUGAACAGACUGAGGCAAACAUGGCCGGGGUCAGUGAAGGAGACGACAACGGUCAGUCCGAUGCAGGGAGAGAUACACGUCAUCACGAGCUAGAUUCUCACGUUCCGAUCAACGCUGGAGGAGAAACCUCCGAUGUGGCCAAUGACGUUAAAGCUGUCUCGGGGACUGAUCAAACGCCACGGAGGAACGAGGAGAAGGCGAGGCAGAACCAGAAAGUGUCUUUUGUAACUGAGGUGGACGACGAGAGUUCUGAUGAUGAAAAAAACGUUUCACAAUCUAAUACGAAACGUAAAGAUAGCUGCUAUCCUGUUGAGAGUGAGGAACAAAGAAAAGAAAGAAUUGCAGACGAAGAAGAGAUAAGAAAACAAGAAGAAGAAACUGACGAAGAGGAAUCGCUUGAACCAAUGAGUGACUUCGCCCGUUCUAUGCAGUGGGUGGAUAUUACCUAUUGCUUGAACGAAAGUAAACCGGAAGAGAAGGGAACUGACUGUGCUGACGAAGAAGAGGGCUUGACGAAAAAAGACUCGUUUAACAAAUCCCGGAAAGUUUCUAGAGAUAACAGUUUUCUUCAGCGUCACCGGAAGCUCAGGGACGCACUCACGGAUACUCUCAAACGCGCCAAGCAGAACCGGAAAGAGAAAGAAGCAGAUGCCGAUGUCAAUGCGAAUUGCUCUGUGGCUGGUGAGGAUGUUGACAAUAUUCGAUUUAAUAGAAAAAAAAGUGUAGUGUACAUAAAGUGUGAACCUCCUACACCGAAAGAGCCGGGAGAGGAGGCGGGAAACAAAUUAGGUCACCACACGCCAAAGACUGCGGAAGCGAGCGGGAGUCGUAAACAAAGCAAGGUGGUGAGGCGGAAAGGUUUAGGCAGAACCACCGCCAUGUUGAUCAUCAUCAGUGCGGUAUACAUCGUCGGUUUCCUCCCCUUUUUGAUCCUCGUCUCGCUCAAAGUCACAUCUCCGGGGACGAUAGAGUCCUUGAGCGAUGUAGGAUUGGCCAUCUACUUCCUGUUUUUCCGGUCCUACUUUCUGAACAGCGCAGCCAAUCCGAUCGUGUAUAGUCUGUGCGACAAGAACUUUCGGCGGGAAUGUGUCAACGUCAUGAGAUGUAGGUCUGGCAAAAGGUAGUAACAUGAGAGAUAUUAUCCUGGAGCUCUGUGGUCCACGGGCGAAGUGCUUGCCUCUCAGGCUAAAGCAAGUUGUUUUCUGGUUCUCGGCUUGUUUCUAGAUACCUUUCGAAGGUUUCGUCCAUAAAUUUUUCUCACCCAUGAGCCCAGGAGUCGAGGAAUAUAUUAUUCCAUCUUCUGGGUUAAAGGCCGUAAUAAUCAGUAGGUAAGGGAUUUUACUUUUUCGGGAAAAGGUAAAAAAAACCCAACCCGGAUGCAUGUGGUUCUCUCUAACGACUCUAAGUUAUCACGUCAGAAGGAAAAAAUUGCCCUGUCCAGGUCAUUUGCAACGACAGAUUUCAAAGUUAAUCCCUCUCAAACAACUGAAGAAAUUCUAUUCUGUGCAAGACAUUUCGAAAAGUGACUUCCAACACCACCUAGAGUUACAGGCACCUGAAAUGUUCAUGCCAAUGCAUAUGUACGUCACAAACGUGUACUUCAGUUUACCGACUUAUUAAUUCUAUUCUUGGCAAGGACUUUUGUUAAAGCAAAUGAUAAAUUAUGAUUUUAAAGCUCCUUUCAAUAAGGAAGAAGAAGAAGAAGAAGAAGAAGAAGAAGAAGAAGAAGAAGAAGAAGAAG